Anopheles maculipalpis is the source of this 2760-nucleotide messenger RNA. RefSeq names its product catenin alpha (gene alpha-Cat). The coding region runs from base 10 to 2757 and encodes 915 amino acids. Gene Ontology annotation, molecular function: beta-catenin binding; structural molecule activity; cadherin binding. The record is from RefSeq and is a predicted model, not a curated record. Gene Ontology annotation, cellular component: catenin complex; actin cytoskeleton; adherens junction. Gene Ontology annotation, biological process: cell migration; cell-cell adhesion. Lineage: Eukaryota; Metazoa; Arthropoda; Insecta; Diptera; Culicidae. The transcript has 9 exons.
CUUGGCACGAUGGAAACGCUAUCAAAUUUCGGCCAAGUGGCACUGAAAUGGGACCCAAAGAAUCUCGAAAUACGCACGAUGUCGGUGGAAAAAACGCUCGAACCGUUGGUACUACAGGUUACUACGCUCGUGAGUACGAAGGGUCCGAGCAAAAAGAAAAAGGGCAAAUCGAAACGCGCAAGUGCGUUAGUUGCCGCCGUCGAAAAGGCCACCGACAUUUUCAUCGAGCGCGGCGAACAGAUUGCCUAUGAAAACCCGGACAUCACGCAGGAGAUGCUGUCCGCGGUGGAGGAAGUACGUAAAACGGGUUCCGCCAUGAGCAUUGCAGCGCGUGAAUUUUCCGAAGAUCCGUGCAGUUCGCUGAAGCGCGGUAAUAUGGUCCGUGCCGCCCGGAACCUGCUGUCCGCCGUGACGCGUCUACUCAUCCUAGCCGAUAUGGUCGAUGUGCAUUUGCUGCUAAAGUCACUGCACGUUGUCGAGGACGACCUUGACAAGCUGCGGAACGCUUCGUCCCAGGACGAGCUGAUGAACAACAUGCGCCAGUUUGGCCGCAACGCAAACGAGCUUAUUAAACAGGCCGCUAAACGGCAGCAGGAGCUAAAGGAUCCACAGCUGCGUGAUGAUCUGGCAGCGGCCCGGGCUGUGUUGAAGAAACACUCUACGAUGCUGCUGACGGCGUCGAAGGUGUACGUCCGCCAUCCGGAAUUAGAUCUGGCCAAGGUGAACAGGGAUCAUAUACUGAAGCAAGUGUGCGAAGCGGUUAACACGAUUAGCGAUGUGGCGCAGGGUAAGUCCUCACAGCCCCAGGAUGUAUACGUUGGGGCGGGUGAGUUGGCGGCCGCUUUGGACGAUUUCGACGAGGGCAUUAUUAUGGAUCCACGGGCCUACAACGAAGUACGCUCCAGGCCAUCGCUCGAGGAGCGACUGGAGAGCAUCAUCAGUGCAGCGGCCUUAAUGGCGGACGCGGACUGUACCCGGGACGAGCGGCGGGAGCGAAUUGUUGGUGAAUGCAAUGCCGUACGACAGGCACUGCAAGACCUGCUGUCUGAGUACAUGUCGAACAUGGGCACGAAAGAUCGCACACCGGAAUUGGAGCGUGCCAUCGGGCACAUGUAUCGUAAAACGAAGGAUCUACGCCGUCAGCUGCGUAAAGCCGUUGUCGAUCAUGUUUCGGACUCGUUCCUGGAAACCAACAUGCCCCUGCUGGAUCUGAUCGAAGCGGCACGUGGUGGCAACGAGAAGGUGGUCCGCGAGCGGGCCGACAUAUUCACCAAGCAUGCAGAAAAGCUGGUCGAAGUGGCAAAUCUCGUGUGCAGCAUGUCGAACAACGAGGAUGGCGUCAAGAUGGUACGAUACGCCGCGGACCAGAUCGAAACGCUCUGCCCGCAGGUAAUAAAUGCGGCACUCAUACUGGCCGCAAGACCCAACUCGAAGGUAGCGCAAGAAAACAUGGAAGCGUACCGUCAGGCCUGGGAGAACCAAGUGCGUAUCUUAACUGAGGCCGUCGAUGACAUUACCACGAUCGACGAUUUUCUGGCCGUGUCGGAAAAUCACAUCCUGGAGGAUGUGAACAAGUGUGUGCUGGCACUGCAGGAAGGCGAUGCACUGGAUCUGCGCAAUACGGCUGGCGCCAUACAGGGACGAUCAGCACGCGUAUGCAACGUGGUGGAGGCAGAGAUGGACAAUUACGAACCGUGCAUUUACACCAAGCGUGUACUGGAAGCGGUAAAGGUACUGCGCGAACAGGUGAUGUCCAAGUUUGCGCAGCGUGUCGAUGUAGCCGUCGAUGCGUUAUCUUCGAACUCACCAAAGGAUGUGGACGAGAACGAUUUUAUCGACGCGUCCCGUCUUGUGUAUGACGGUGUGCGUGAAAUUCGUCGAGCUGUACUGAUGAACCGGAGUUCCGACGAGUUGGACACGGACACGGAGUUUGAACCUGUCGAGGAUAUGACUGUCGAAACGCGCAGUAGAUCGAGCGCACAUACCGGAGAUCAAACUAUUGAUGAGUAUCCUGAAAUUAGUGGCAUCACAACCGCUAGAGAAGCUAUGCGUAAGAUGAAUGAGGAAGACAAGCAGAAGAUUAUGCAGCAAGUUGAACUGUUCCGCCGUGAGAAACUGACCUUCGAUUCAGAGGUCGCCAAGUGGGACGAUACCGGAAACGAUAUCAUCUAUCUGGCCAAGCACAUGUGCAUGAUCAUGAUGGAGAUGACGGACUUUACGCGAGGACGUGGCCCGCUGAAAACGACGAUGGAUGUUAUUAAUGCGGCUAAGAAAAUUUCCGAAGCCGGCACCAAGCUGGAUAAGCUGACGCGCGAAAUCGCCGACCAAUGUCCGGAAAGCUCGACCAAGAAGGAUCUGCUCGCGUAUCUGCAACGCAUCGCCCUGUACUGUCAUCAGAUUCAGAUCACCUCGAAGGUGAAAGCCGAUGUGCAGAACAUCAGCGGUGAACUGAUCGUGUCAGGGGUAAUGCUGGACAGUGCGACCUCACUCAUUCAGGCCGCAAAGAAUCUGAUGAAUGCCGUCGUGUACACGGUGAAAUAUUCGUACGUUGCUUCCACGAAGUACACGCGACAGGGAACGGUUUCGGUAAGUUCACCAAUCGUCGUGUGGAAGAUGAAGGCACCAGAAAAGAAACCACUGGUGAGGCCCGAAAAACCGGAAGAGGUGCGUGCCAAGGUACGACGUGCGUCUCAAAAGAAAACACAAAACCCUGUACAUGCGCUUUCGGAAUUCCAAAGCCCUACGGAUGCUGUCUAAAAA